Messenger RNA from Amoebophrya sp. A25, 2702 nucleotides. The record is from the annotation of a GenBank genome assembly. Lineage: Eukaryota; Dinophyceae; Syndiniales; Amoebophryaceae.
AGAACAAGACUUAUGGAUGUGCUUCCCUAGCUCCCAUCACCACAACAAACAUAAUGACAAUGAGGCGGGGCCUUUUUGUCUGCGUUGCCACGUCCUGUGCCCUCGCAGGGUUCUGGGGCGCAUGGUUGCUCUAUGGUGGUGCCCCAGUGCCGACAGCCGGUGGGGUGGGCAUGGCAAACGCGGAGCGGAGUAGCUCUUUGUCGGUCGAGAGCAAAAUCGCAGCUCUGGACGCCGAGUUUGAGGCUAUCCGGAAGCGCGUUGUGGACCGUGACUUCGAAGCUACUACAGUGGUUUUAGAUGGCGAUCUCUCUUUGCGGGUACAUAUCAUGGUUAAACUAAGAAAAGCGCAAAUUCAGUUCGGCAUGUCUCCAGUGUCUCUCCGCGCUGUUCCUGAAGCUUUGGUGGCGCGGUACACUGCGACGAGCGAAAGAGGCGGGGCGCGAACCACUCCUAGCGCUGUUGCGACAACGAGUGGCACAGGAGAAAAGGCACCUUCUGGAGGAAGUGCUGCCACAACAAAGGGGUCCUCAGUCUCAAACUUCUUGGAUUUCCCGGGGCCGGGACUAGCGUGGGAGCUGGUCUCGAAUCUGCCUCCUGGCGCAACCGCAAAGGGCACCGGGGAGGAUGAAAAGCGAUUAGCACAGGUGGGAGGAGCCAAGAACAGUCGUGCAUUGGCGUCUACAAGCAAGAAGAUGCUUCUUUUCGAUAUAAAGCAGACAAAUCUACUGCACUACGAUGAACCAGAACUCCUGCGCCGUUUUGACUUUGUGCGGGCUAAUGAAGAAUGCGACGCGGUGCUCGCUGCGUCGGGGACGGCUGUCAUAAGCGCGCGGUCCUUUCCAAGUAGAACUAGGGUGUGUGUAGACGCAGCAGACUUUAUUUUUCGGAGCACAGAUCUCGCUGGAGAUGGCGGUGCUGCAGAAAUAGAUGCAGCGCAAACUGCAGGAGGUGCAGAGGAUCGUAAAACUGAAAGUCCUAUUGAUGAGAAGAGUAGAGAACUAAGAAUGGCCGCCGCCGCUGAACUCGUUGCGAGACUGGAGAACGCGCGCAUAAGUAAGCCUCUGAGUGUGAAGUCGCUUACGAAUUCUGAAGACUUGCUUAUCAAAUACAAAGCACAAGCAGGAGCAGCAUCACCUUCGCCGCCAAUCAUUUUUGUGGCUGGUUUCAAACCCGAGGACGAAGCGGAGAGUGCCCUGAUCACCGACUGGGUCCUCGACACGCCCUCAGACAUCAUCUUCGGCAGUCCUGGAGCGAAGAACGCAGCUGCUAAUGUCAAAUACGUCGUCAUCCUGUGUGUGGUCUUGUGGCUCUCUGGCGUGCUCUACAGAUGUUAUUAUCUCAAGGAAGAUCUGGAGAAAACCUCCUUUCGGUCAUCACGGGAGCGCAUUGCGAGCCGCGUCUGUUAUUACCUGUGCGGGUGCGGCCUCCGAAGUUGUCUCUCCACAGUCUCAGCCAUAUGUUGUCAACGAGGAAGCAAAAGCGGCUUGUCGGCUUUUUUUCGUGGUGAGAGUGGUACUGGGCGCGACCCUCAUUUCUUUGGCGAGAGCAGCGAGGAACAACGUGCGAUGGUCGGCACGCCGGCGCGGGAUCGCGUCGUAGACGACGACCACCUUCUGGAUUCGAACGAAGGUUCAUCGGGUGACGACGACGAUGUUAUUGCGCACGCUGUUUCGACUGGGGCCCAUUCUUCUGGUGCCUCUCCGUCCCAGAGUAGCAGUUGGAAGGAUCCGCGAAAUUCACGGCCAAAAAGCGUGUUUGGCGUUGAACUCGGCGCGUCGACGCGCGACUUCUCUGAGGUGACGAGUAGUAGUCCGGCUGCACCAGAAAGCGUAAGCGACGGCGUUUUCCCACUCGAAGAAAGCGGAACACGUACCACUGGGUCGUCCAGCAGCAGCAGGAGCCCUCGUAAAAACCUUCAGGAUGACCAUCUUAUCAGUGGAAGCAGUAAAAACAAGUUUCAGAUGAUGGCGGCACGAUCACCUGAAGGCGAUGAGCGGCAUUAUGAUAGGAACAGCUCUUACGCAUUACAGCAACAUGCUGCUUCUGCUUCGAUUGCGGCAAAACGCGGCAGCCGGUGGCGCAGUGUAGCAUUAGCAUUCCUGGCGAUUUUAGCUUUCUUUGGCAGCGCGAACGCUGGCUACUAUCUGCUCUACAGGCAGGUGGAUCUGCUGCCAUAUAAGGUUCACUGGGGAGCCAAAGAUGCUUUUCGGUACAAGAAUAGGAUCUUAUUUUCAAGUUGUGAAUAUCAAUAUGGAUGCAGUUGUAAUUCUGAUUUUUACUUGUAGCACCCUUGGACGACCUCCCAUGUGAUACGUGUCUAGAAGUACUUCGCGAUCACUAGCAAGUCUCGUCAACCCACAUUGCUUCGCCCAAAAAUUCCUUUCACAACUUUUCAGGUAUAUGUGCGGUGUGGAGGGGCUAAAGUCUUUUAGUACAAGCAAGCUUUCGAGUAUUAACCCCUUGAAGACCUUCUGCACUGACGAAGCGUCGCGCGCUUUUCAGAGAUGGGAGGAUAUCUUCAUUUACAAGGCGGGCCUCAUUUUCCUCUGGUUGUUUGGGGUCGAGCGACUCUUUGUGUGGCUGCUGUAUUCAAAUUCAUAACUUCUGUUUUGGGAUUGGCAGUUUUAGUUUCGAUUUGACUCUGCUUGCUCCUACAUCCAUGUUUUCCCGAUUUAACCUCGCUCGUCCUUAACGUUGCCGUA